CUGUUGUCACUUACGUUAUAAUAGCUACAAACAGCCGUUUCCUCAUCAGCCACCUACUUCUCUCUCUCUGUCUUGAUGUUACUAAGACAAAAAACAUACUGACUGUUACAAAGCACUAACACUGGAGACUGAUCUAUAACUCGAUUGUAUUUUCAUUCCUACUCAACCUGCGUAGAGUGGGAAAAGCACACUCUUUCUGGCUUGACAUAUUUAACUUCCUAUUUACUUAAUAAAACAUAGGAUAUGGCUGGGGGCUGAUGCUUAGGGGCGGGAACAUAACACUUGUAACCAACCAGUAUAAAAACCCUGGCCACUGUUGGUGAGGUCAGAUUUGUGCAUUUUUUUUUCCAAUCUAAACUUUAAUAUUUUUAUUUUCCACAUUCAUCUUUUGGACAAACUUCAAACUAUAAAAGAGCCAUUUCAUAUUAUUUAUUUUUUUUUUGAGUCAUUCUUUGGAUUUAUAAGGAAGAUAUCAAGACCUUUGAACUGGAGCAAUAACUUAAGGGCACAAAAUGGAUGACAGUAUGCAAUAUGACUAUGUGGACAACAUUAGUGAGGGAAUGUGUAACAAGGAAGACGUGGCCAAAAUCGGAUCCAUCGUCGUGCCGUUAUUCCUCAGUGUCGUGGUCUUGCUCAGUCUCGUCGGGAACAUUUUAGUUCUUGUGAUUCUCGCUCUAUAUGAGAAUCUGAAAUCGUUGACCAACAUCUUCAUACUGAACUUGGCUCUGUCGGACCUGCUGUUCACUUUCGGUCUGCCGUUCUGGGCGUGUUACUACAUCUGGGGCUGGACUCUCGGAGACGCGGCGUGCAAAACGGUCAACUUUUUCUUCUACGCUGGAUUUUACAGCAGCAUCGUGUUCCUGGUGCUGAUGACCGUUCAGCGCUACAUGGCCGUGGUGCACCCUCUCUCAGACUGGGAAAGAGGACAGGGCUUCGCUCUAAUCCCCAUCGUCGCUUGGGUGAUGAGCAUCGCAGUGGCAUUGCCAGCCCCAAUCUACAGCUCUGUAAUUCCUGAUCCAGCAAACACUACACAACUCUACUGUGAGUAUAAUUCCACUGAGGGAUAUUUUACCGUCACGUACGAACAGAACUGUUUUUUUGUGUGCGCCUUUUUGAUCAUGGGGUUUUGCUACGUAAGAAUCCUGCAGACCGUCUUCAAGACGAGGACGAAAAAGAGACACCGUACUAUCAGACUCAUCUUCUGCAUCGUAGUCACGUUCUUUCUCGGUUGGGCUCCUUAUAACCUGGUGAUUUUUCUGCACACCUUUACUCAUCAUCAGAUCGAGUUUUUCACCAUCUGUGAGGUCACGCAUCAUCUCGACUACGCCGAGUACGUCAGCAAGCUGCUGGCGUUUUCACACUGCUGCCUUAAUCCCGUGUUUUACGUUUUCGUCGGCGUGAAAUUCAGGAAUCAUCUAAAGGAGAUUCUGCAGAAGAUUCUUCAGACACCUCCGAACAAGGACAUGCAACAAACACGAACUGGCACCAUUCAGUCUCACGGCUCCUUGUGCUCAAACGGCAACAACUGCAGAGGCCAUUCCACUACCGUCUGAGUCGGUGUAAAUAUACGCACGAAUAAUGUCAAUGAUUUAUCUAAUGCUUAAAUAUGUGGAGGCUGAAGCUUUUUUUUUUUUUUUUUUUUUUUUUUUAAAAUACAAAGGAUGUAAAGAUGUAUGUAAAGAUGUAGCAUAUACAGUACUUAAAAAAAUAUUAAAAGUGGAUGUCUGGAGUUUUUUUCCUUAGCUUAAAGCAAAUUUGAGAUUUCAUUUUGAUCCAGAAUACCCAUGAACUGCUUUUGAGACAACCUAAGUACAUUGGUGCCUUAUAUAAAAACCCCACAAUCGCUUUUAAAAAGGUGUUCUAAUGUCAGCUAGAGGGAAAUCAUAAACAUGCAUGACUGGGUGUUAAAGGCAUCUGAUAUAGUUUUGAGUGUACAUUUCCAUUGUGCGUAUCUAAGUGACCGUGUUGUUAUUAGAGAACUCAAGACUUCCCCUUUGAUCAGCAAAUAAAUAGACAUAGAUCCGAUUCAGAAGCGAUUCAAUUCACAGACAUAGAUCCGAUUCAGAAGCGAUUCAAUUAAUAGACAUAGAUCUGAUUCAGAAGCGAUUCAAUUAAUAGACAGAUCAGAUUCAGAAGAGAUUCAAUUCACAGACAUAGAUCUGAUUCAGAAGCGAUUCAAUUAAUAGACAUAGAUCCGAUGCAGAAGCGAUUAAAUUAAUAGACAUAGAUCCGAUGCAGACGCGAUUCAAACUCAAGCGAUUCAAACUGCAUCCUACAUGAAUCUUCAUGAAAUCAAAUUGCUUAGAACUAAACUUAAGCAAAUGUUUUUAGCUGAAUGGUGAUUAGCUGAGCACUCUUUACUAAAGCACAUCCCCCUGUCUGAUGAAAGGUUAAACCACAUGAUAACACAUUUGUUGAUGUCUUCAUUGGUCAUUUGGAAGGUAACUGGGUUCUUUCUUACUAUACUUUGGAUAUAUGCAUUAUAUUUGAACGAAAGAGAGAAACUGUACUCUCAAUUUGUGCACAAAAUGACAUGUAGGUGUCCGAUGUCAGUUUUAAAUGUUAAUGUUAUGUUCUUUGUUAUUGUUUUGUAUAUAUUUUAGUUUGUUUAGAUGUGUCAUUUCUAAAGCGCUUUGGGUGACGUCAGCCGAGUCGAUUUUUCCUCUAUAAAUAAAUCUGACAUGGUUACUUUGUCCUGAUUUCUUCCUUUCCUUCUGGCUGCCAUUGUUCAACACAACACGUCAAACCGCAGCAAAUCAGAUAACAGGAAACCUGUGAGAAACCACACAGCAGGUGAGAAGGCAGUGAUGAUAACUUUCGUCUUUUGUUAAACUGCCAUGGGUGACUGGAUUUGAAAGAAGGGGAAUUUUAUCUGCAAACCCACUGGAUGGACUGGUGACUGGAGCGAAUGCUCAAGAAUGCACAAAUUAAAAGAUUUUUCAUAUUUAGGCUUCUGAUGGCGAUGUAACACCAAGUGAAAAUACUUUUCUCUAAACUGUAGUUAGCAUUGCAUCAUAUCAUGAGUCAGAAAUAAAUAAGUCAGAAAGCAUACAAUGGCUACCAGGCCCAUCUACAAGGAGUGUUCCUUACCGGCAUGACAAGUUUAAACAACAUGAGUAAUUCAUCUCUGAACACUUUCCAGUCGGUCCUAAAAUGGGUGGGUUCCUCUUGGCAUUAUGGCAUGGGUUAUCCAGGUGAUUCUUACCACCUCUGGUGGUUAGG
Messenger RNA from Ictalurus furcatus (blue catfish), 3222 nucleotides. Its product is annotated as chemokine XC receptor 1-like. Gene Ontology annotation, molecular function: chemokine receptor activity. Lineage: Eukaryota; Metazoa; Chordata; Actinopteri; Siluriformes; Ictaluridae. The record is from RefSeq and is a predicted model, not a curated record. Gene Ontology annotation, biological process: chemotaxis; G protein-coupled receptor signaling pathway; immune response. The transcript is spliced from 2 exons. The coding region runs from base 513 to 1553 and encodes 346 amino acids. Gene Ontology annotation, cellular component: membrane.